Messenger RNA from Dicentrarchus labrax (European seabass), 4160 nucleotides. RefSeq names its product hook microtubule-tethering protein 1 (gene hook1). Gene Ontology annotation, cellular component: centrosome; cytoplasm. The record is from RefSeq and is a predicted model, not a curated record. The coding region runs from base 166 to 2325 and encodes 719 amino acids. Gene Ontology annotation, biological process: cytoplasmic microtubule organization; cytoskeleton-dependent intracellular transport. The transcript has 22 exons. Gene Ontology annotation, molecular function: microtubule binding; dynein light intermediate chain binding. Lineage: Eukaryota; Metazoa; Chordata; Actinopteri; Moronidae.
UUACGUUGUUUUCAUGGCGGAGCGGCAGUCGUGGCCGCUCACUGUACGUAUUUAUCGUUAGAGAUUUACCUCUUGGCAGCAGGUGAGGUCAAAUGCAGAGGGAAGGAGCGGAAGAGCUUUGCUGACAGGUGGAAAACAUUUUAGUUUUAAGCUAAAAAGGAACAAAUGGACGAGUAUAAAACGGCACUGACCGACAGCCUCAUCAUAUGGCUGCAGACCUUCAACACUCCUGCACCCUGCAGAGUGGUGGAGGAACUGACCACUGGAGUGGCAAUAUCACAGGCACUGCAUCAAAUAGACCCAGCUUGGUUCACUGAUGGAUGGCUUGGUCGUAUCAAAACAGAUGUUGAAGAUAACUGGAGACUGAAGAUGAACAACCUGAAGAAGAUCCUUCAGAUGGUGGUUGAUUAUUAUAAUGAGGUCUUAGGCCAAGAAAUCUCAGACUUCCCCUUGCCAGAUCUGGCUCGGGCGGCAGAGCAUUCAGACCCAGUGGAACUGGGGCGGCUGGUGCAACUCAUACUGGGCUGUGCUGUCAGAUGUGAGCGGAAACAAGAAUACAUUCAGAUCAUCAUGACCUUGGAGGAGUCUGUGCAGCAUGUUGUCAUGACAGCCAUCCAGGAGCUCAUGAGUAAAGAGAUCAUGGCCCCGUUUGGAGCUGAACUGUCAGGGGACUUGGAACAGCAGCUGAAAAAAGCCCUAGAGGACCUCACUGAACUUCUUUCAGAGAAGGAAGCGUUAGCCCAACGCUGUCAAGAGCUGGACAUGCAGGUGGCUGUUCUUCAGGAGGAACGGAACAGUUUGUUGGCAGAGAACGACGUCCUAACAGACCGAGCCAAUCAGCUGGAUACAUUCGAUGACCCAAGCACACCCUCAGGGAGAAAACACAGCCAGUUGCAGCAGCAGUUAGAGGCACUGCAGGAGGAGAACUUCAGGCUGGAGGCUGCUAAGGAUGACUACCGGAUCCACUGUGAAGAGCUGGAGAAGCAGCUGAUUGAAGUUCAGCACCGUAAUGACGAGCUCACCAGCCUGGCAGAAGAGUCUCGAGCUCUUAAAGAUGAACUGGACGUUCUGAGGAACUGCUCAGAUCGUGUGGUGAUGCUGGAGGCCUCAGUGGAAACAUACAAACGGAAACUGGAGAAUCUAGGUGAUCUGAAGAGGCAGAUGAAGCUGCUGGAGGAGAAUAACAUGACGUACAUGCAGAACACUGUUAGCUUGGAGGAGGAACUCCGCAAGGCAAACGCUGCCCGUGCACAGCUCGAGUCAUACAAGAGACAGGUCCAGGAGCUGCACAGGAAGUUGUCUGAGGAGACGAGGCGAGCAGACAACCUGGCUUUUGAGAUGAAGAAGUUAGAAGAAAAGCACGAGACUGUGAUGAAGGAGAAAGAGAGGAUCAUCAUCGAGAGAGAGUCUCUAAAGGAGAUCAACGAGGAGCUGCGAUGCACUCAGGCUCAGCAGCUCCAGCAGCUCCAGCUCUCCCAAGCAGGGAUGCUUCCUUCUGGCAGCCCCAGCCAUGAUAACCUGGCAGCUGAAUUAAUACCCAUUGAAUACAGAGAAAAGUUCAUCAGGCUGCAGCAUGAGAACAAGAUGCUGAGAGUGCAGCAGGAGGAGUGUGAGAGGGAGAAGAUAGCUGCACUUCAGGUCCAGCUGGAGGAAGCACAUAAGACUCGCAGUGAAUUGGACACUGAGAACAGACUGAGUCGAGAGCGCAUCGGUGAGCUGCAGCAGCAGGUCGAGGACCUCCAGAAGGCUCUGCAGAGUCAGGCAGCCAAACCUGAUGAUUCAAACCUGAAGAGAAAACUUGAUGCGCACAUGGUCCAACUGAACGAGGCUCAGGAUGAAAUCAUGAAGAAGAAAGAGCUGCUGGAGGACCUUCAGCCCGAUAACACUCAAAAUUCCCUGAAGCUGGAUGAGUUGAUGGCUGCUCUGAAGAAGAAGGAUGAUGACAUGAGGGCCAUGGAAGAGAGGUACAAAAUGUACCUGGAGAAAGCUCGCAAUGUGAUCCGAGCGCUGGAUCCUAAGCUAAAUCCAGCCACCGCUGAGAUCCAGGCUCUGAAGAACCAGCUAGCAGAUCGGGACAAGCAGAUUGUAACUCUGGAGCGUCAAUGUGAGCAGGCCAGACUGAGAGAGUACGAGGAGAAGCUGAUCGUCACAGCGUGGUACAACAAGAGUCUAAACUUUCAGAAGUUGGCAAUUGAAUCACGUCUCGGUGGCUGCACCUCCUCCAUGGUGUCCCCCGCCCAGUCCUUCUUGUCCCAGCAGCGGCAAGUCUCAAACGCCCCACGCCGGGCACUUUCCAUCAGCGUGCCUGCCACUACCUCCAAGUAGACCUUGACAUAGAGCCAAAUGUUUCAGCUUUAUUCAGUUAAGGGAAAAAUACCCUCCCUCACUCCCUCCCACCAUUGAGCACUUAAGUGACCUUAAACACAUCUGCUCUCAGCGCUUGGGGAGGGGUCACUGAUUAGCUGACUGGGAUCGAUGAGCACUUACUUAUUAAACACAACCAUGUAGGCCACACUCCUGAUGUUAUAGCAUACUGUCCCAUGUUAACACUGGCUACAGGCUGACCUUCACAUAGAUCAUGAACCCACAACCUGUGUUCACCUCACUAGUUAAAGUAGUGCACAGUCCCAACCAUAGACGUGGAGCAUAUUUCCCAUCUGCCCUCUUUGCUUUGCAGAUUCAGCUGAAUUCUUGUAAUAUAACCAAUUUAUCCUUCACUCUCUUAUGUCCUGUCAUGCUGUGUACGUGAUCAGGAACAAGAGGAACAUUAAUGAAUGCUUAUCUAUUUUAUUCAGAAUCGGAGCCCAUUAUAUAUAUGAUUGUGACUUUAAAAUGGGUUACUUGAAUGCUAAAGCCAACUAAAUGUAACUUCAGAUGGUUGUUAAUGUGGAAAACUGUACCAUCAUACUAUGCAGUUAAGGAGGUAUUAAUGUCAUCCAGCGGACUGAUGAAAAGACAAGCUUGCUUUAAAUGUCUUUGAGAAAAUGAUUGCUAUAUUUGGUGCUGGCCACCAACUGCUUUUAAGCAUCAAACAUCAGACACAAUUACACUACUCACAAAAAGUUAGGGAUAUUCCACUUUCGGGUGAAAUUUAUGGAAAAUUUUAAAAAAGUUGAUGCUACACUGAUAUUAUAUCAUGAAAGUAGGGCACUUAAGUAGAAGGUCAAAUUAAGAUCACCUGGAGAGGUUAUAGUGCAUUUUAUGUACAUUCUGAAAUUUCAUCCGAAAGCCGAAUAUCCCUAACUUUUUGUGAGUAGUGUGUAUUUUUUUUUUUUUUUUACUGAAAUGGAACAAGCCCAUCAUGUAAAGCUGUGAAUAUCCUAUAAAUCAUAUUAAUUAAAAUCAACCUGAUGUGCUGCAACAACAAAUCCUACACAAGAUAUCCAGGAUUAGUGUAUGUUUCGUGUAUUUUCUAUAUAUCUAAAGUGUGAUUCGACUUCCUUACUGGCAGGAUGCUCAAAAUUAAAACUGGCAGGCCUUUCUAUUCACCGAAUAUCUUAAAUCUUAUUUAGUAGUGUGUAAUCAAGUCUAUAAUCUAUGAAGUUGUACAGCUCUAGUGUAAACAUGAUUUUAACACCAGCUUCUGAUCCAAAUGUCAGAACCAGGUUAAGCUUUCAUACAGUAUCUGCAAAUUGUAACUUGAGAAUUUGAAUUACUGUAGUUGAUAUUGUAUUUAAUCAUGGACAUGUUUUGCGGCUGUUUUAGUGUCGGUGGAAACUCAGUGAGGAGCGCUGUGGAGAAGCUGCUGUUUUCUUUGAUAUUGUGGGUUAUUUUUCUGUUCAGCCUUUAUGGAGUAUUAAGUUAAACUGCACUAGUUUCACAACAUGAAAUGGCUGUUGAUUGCCUUGUCACUCUCUAUGUCUGCAAUAACACUAAAGAGGCAUUUUGUUAUGAUGGUUUCACCAUCUGUGAUGGAUAGAUGUAAGUCAAAGCGAUUUUAUUUUCCAUUUGCAGUGGAUGAUUUGUAGAUUGCUGAUUCAAAAGUUGUGUCAUUUAUAUGAAGAUAAGAUGUAUGAUGAACGUAGCACAGCACAUAAACUACAUGUGUAAGGUUUUGUUUGUAAAUGAAGAAAAGUGGGCAAGGCAUAAUGAAUUUUCAGGAAUUUAGGUACAUUUAAAUCUUUGGUUUUCUUGUGAAUAAAUAAAUUCUUUUUCUAAAA